CGCUUUGCCGCAAAACAUCUCAACUCAAAUCGGCGGCCGGACAGACACAUCAGCACAAUGAAACGCGUAUAAAAUCACUUCGAACACGGUGUUGGCAGUUUAGUCGUUCUUCUGCCGUGUGUGCCGUCACAUAUACUGUGUGCUGUGAUAAUUAGCAACUACUACAUAUAUACAUUUAUUGUUGAAUCGAAGUGGGAAAAACCGAAAAUAUGAAAUUGUUUGUUGGAUGCGCAAUUAUCGUGGUGGCGUCAGUAUUUGCCACCGCAUCAGCUGAAGCCGAUGCUGGUUUCUUCAUACCGAAAGCGUUUUACACGCUCGACUCCGAGGGUCACCAAACUCAGCCACAUCCUGUGAGCCCACAUACUGCUCAGUAUCUGAACCGCUUGCGUCGUCAAGUUGUCAGUUCCUCAUCAUCAUCUUCGUCGUCUUCAUACUCGUCAUCUGGUGAUGGACGCCCGAUAGUCUUCGGCACUACGAGUACAUCCUCACACGGUCCACAGGGAAGCUUUAGCGUUGUAAGCCGUUUUGGUGAUGACGGCAGCUCAUCAACGUCUUCCCACGGUUCCGGCUUUGGCGGUAACUAUCCCAACAGCAACAGCGGUGCAUACGAUAGCAACUAUCAUAGUGGUGCCGGUCAGUACGGUACCAAUAGCAACAACUAUGGCACCAACUCAUAUAAUGACAAUGCUUACCACCCGGUACCUCAGUAUUCAGGAGCCUCCGCCUCGUCAUCCUUGCACUCCGGCAAUGACGGCAAGGUCGUCUUUAAAACCGAACAGUCUGUAACAUCGACCAAUCCCAAUGCCCAUACCAAUUUCCAAAAUCGUUUCGGUGGUGAUGACAUACCACAAACAGUCAGCAAAACCGUAUCCACCACCGGUUACAUUGACGAGAAGGGUGUUGUACAUUCCAAGACAACCACCACAAAACAUUAAUUUAUUGUAAUUCGAUUUUUUUUAAUGUAGUAUUUUUUUAUUAUUCAUAUAAAUUUUAUUUUCGCAAUAAAAUAGAUUAAUUCUAAAAUA
Messenger RNA from Zeugodacus cucurbitae (melon fly), 1025 nucleotides. RefSeq lists its product as uncharacterized. The record is from RefSeq and is a predicted model, not a curated record. NCBI's taxonomy places the organism in Eukaryota, Metazoa, Arthropoda, Insecta, Diptera, Tephritidae. The coding region runs from base 210 to 935 and encodes 241 amino acids. The transcript has 6 exons.